Lethenteron reissneri (Far Eastern brook lamprey) is the source of this 2360-nucleotide messenger RNA. Its product is annotated as beta-galactosidase-like. The record is from RefSeq and is a predicted model, not a curated record. Gene Ontology annotation, biological process: carbohydrate metabolic process. Gene Ontology annotation, molecular function: beta-galactosidase activity. Lineage: Eukaryota; Metazoa; Chordata; Hyperoartia; Petromyzontiformes; Petromyzontidae.
CGGGGGGGGGGGGGGGGUGCGCGCGGUCUCGGCAUUAGCGAUGGAGGCGCCGGCUGCUCCGUGUCCCGCCCGGAGGUCGCGGCGGCCCCGCGGGGUCUCCACCCUCCUCCUCCUCCUCCUCGCCGUCUCGGCCCUCGCCGUCUGCGCUCCCGCCGCUGCGGGCAGCCGCUCGUUCUCCAUAGACCGGGAGCGCGACACGUUCCUGCUGGACGGAGAGCCCUUCCGCUACAUCUCGGGCAGCGUCCACUACUCCCGCGUGCCGCCCGCCUACUGGAAGGACCGCCUCCUCAAGAUGUACAUGGCGGGGCUGAACGCGGUGCAGACCUACAUUCCCUGGAACUUUCACGAGGCGGCUCCGGGGGUGUACGACUUCUCCCACGACCGCGACGUCUUCCGGUUCCUGCAGCUGGCGAACGACACGGGACUCCUGGUGGUGCUGCGCCCGGGACCCUACGUCUGUGGAGAGUGGGAGAUGGGUGGGCUGCCUUCGUGGCUGCUUCAGAAACCGACGAUCGCUCUGCGGACCUCCGAUCCCGACUACAUGCUAGCGGUGGAGCGGUGGAUGAGCGUUCUCCUUCCCAAACUAAAACCCUUCCUGUACCAGAACGGCGGGCCGAUCAUCACCGUGCAGGUGGAGAACGAGUACGGCAGCUACUACGCUUGCGACUACAACUACCUCCGCUCGCUGGCGGCGCUGUUCUCUGGCCACCUGGGCGAGGAGACGGUGCUCUUCACCACGGACGGCGCCGGGACCUCCUACCUCAAGUGCGGGACCCUGCAGAACAUCUACGCCACCGUCGACUUCGGCCCCGGUAACCCGAACCUGACGGAGGCUUUUGGGGCCCAGAGGACGUGCGAGAAGACGGGACCCCUGGUGAACUCGGAGUUCUACACGGGCUGGUUGGACAACUGGAGACACCCCCACGCCACCGUCUCCAAGGAGGCCGUAGCCAAGACGCUGGAUGAGAUGCUGGCCAUGAACGCCAACGUCAACAUGUACAUGUUUGAAGGAGGCACCAACUUUGCCUACUGGAAUGGCGCGAACGAGCCUUACUCGCCGCAGCCCACGAGCUACGACUACGACGCUCCGCUCACGGAGGCUGGCGACCCCACGGACAAGUACUUCCUCAUCCGCAGCGUCGUGAGCAAGUACAACCGGAUUCCGGAGGGACCCGUUCCACCUCCCACGCCCAAGUACGCCUAUGGAGCGGUGGCGCUCGACAUGGCGGGCACGGUGGCUGACUUCUUGGGAAGGCUGGCCACAUCUUCGCCCGUAAAGAGCAUGUUCCCUCUCACGUUUGAGCAGAUGAAGCAGAGUUUUGGCUUCAUGCUGUACCGCACGGCGCUGCCGGUGGACUGCCCAACUCCGACGCCGCUGCUUUCCUGGCUCAAUGGCGUGCACGACCGCGGAUAUGUAACGCUGGAUGGGGUGCCGCUGGGCGUCCUGCAGCGCAACAAUGCGAGCGGCGUCAAUGUGACCGGCAAGGCCGGGUCGCGGCUCGACAUCCUUGUGGAAAACAUGGGCCGGAUCAACUAUGGGCGCCAUAUCAAUGACUUCAAGGGCCUCACAGACAAUCUGACGCUGGGCCUCACACCGAUUGUCAACUGGACCAUCUACUCCCUGGACGUUGACGGUGCGGUGGCUAGCGGGGCCGUGCAGCCUCGCGGUGCCCGUAGCGACGCUGCAGGAGGCCCUUCCUGUGGGCCCGCUUUCUACACGGGCACUUUCAGCAUCCCGUCCGGCCUGCCCGACCUGCCCAUGGACACUUACCUUGAACUCCCCGGAUGGACCAAGGGCCAGGUGUGGAUCAACGGCUUCAACCUGGGCCGCUACUGGCCCGCCGCGGGCCCGCAGGUCACGCUGUUUGUGCCGGCGACGGCGCUCAGCACCGCCGCCCCCAACAAUGUGAGUGUGCUGGAGCUGGAGGCGGCGCCUGCCUCGUGCUCGCCCCUCUCCUCCUCCUCCUCCUCCUGUGCCGUCCGGUUCGUGGAUCGCCCCGUUCUCAACGGCACAGUGCGGGGCCCCGCGCGGGUGCGGCCGCUGGGCCUGGGCCGCUGGCACUGACGCUGCGAGGAGUGCGGCAAAUCCCCACCACUUCCCGCCGGCCGAACGAAUGAAGACGACGACCAGCACACACGAUUUAUUUUGCACUAUUCUUAAUGACGCAAUCACCUGUGACUUUGUACACUUGCCGAUUGGAGCGACGCGCUGUCCAGUUGAAACGCUUUUGUGUCACAAUGACGCUCAGGGUGCGAUUGGUUUCGUAACCAACGUUAAACACAAUGUUUAUAUUGCAGUGAGAUGACUCGUUGGGUGUAAGCGUUUGAUUUUUUGAGUUCAUAAAGAAUUUAGAAUUGUU